AGAAAAUCCACCCCUAGAUACGAUUAAGAUUGAUCUGAAUACAUACCUCGUAAGCCUAUGAACUCACCGUACAAAACCAGACCCCAAGAAAAAGAUAAGAAGUGACCAGAAAUGCUCUGUUUAUCAACAACGAGAAGGAUAUGAAAGUAGAACAUCGGAGUAGUGAAGGAAUUCGGCACCCAAAUCACAUGAAAGUUGUAACAAAAUGCAGCGUCGUAAAGUAAAGGCCAUGCUUUCUCCCACCUUCCAAGCCCCCUCCUUUUCUUCUUCUUCUUCUUCUUCUUCUUCUUCUUCUUCUUGCUUGCAAUACUCACCUUGGUCCGGCCUGCAAACCUGGAGAGAGUGCCCACUCAAUGAGAACCGUUGGUGGGGUACCAAGGGCCCACAGCCUCAGCCGCUACAGUCACAGCCCUCCUCCAUUGACAAGCAUUACAAUCAAAUGGUGUCGUCAGCUUCCUCCCUCGCAGAGCUCGGCGCUCUGGUUCUCUCCACCAGCGACUCCCUCGCCAAGUCAAGGAUUUCCCACCUCGCUUAUUCCAGGUGGCGCCAUCACCGCCUACCGCUCGGUGCAUCUGAUCCCCCUCCUCCGCCCGCUCGCCCCUUCAAACCCCAACUGGUUUCUCCUAAAGAAAUUCCAGCUCCCAAGAACUCGGGUUUGCCUCUUAAUGCUUAUAUGCUUCAUAAUCUUGCUCACGUUGAGCUCAACGCAAUUGAUUUGGCGUGGGAUACUGUUGUUCGUUUUUCACCUUUUAGUGAGACUCUAGGGGAGGGUUUUUUUGCCGACUUUGCUCAUGUCGCUGACGACGAGAGUCGCCAUUUUGCUUGGUGUUCUCAGAGGCUUGCUGAACUUGGUUUCAAUUAUGGAGAUAUGCCUGCUCAUAAUCUGCUUUGGAGGGAGUGUGAGAAAUCAUCUGACAAUGUUGCUGCACGUUUGGCAGUGAUCCCCUUAGUCCAGGAAGCUAGGGGACUAGAUGCUGGACCUCGACUUGUACAAAAAUUGGUUGGUUUUGGAGAUCUUAGGACAUCUAACAUUGUUGCUAGAAUCGCUGAUGAAGAAGUUGCACAUGUAGCUGUUGGUGUCCACUGGUUUGUCGAUGUCUGUCAAAAAAUGGGUUGUGCCCCAUCUUCCGCAUUUAAAGACUUGUUGAAAGAGUAUAAUGUGGAGUUGAGAGGGCCUUUCAAUUAUUCAGCUCGUGACGAAGCUGGCAUUCCUCGUGAUUGGUACGACUUAUGCGCAAAUCACCCGCAUAAGGAUAAGAAAACGGAUAAAAGUGAGAAGCUUUCUGAGGUCUAUGAAAGGCUUGCUUCCAUAAUUUCCAUGGAGAGUGAGAACUCAAGCUUGAACAAACCUGAGUAGUUUUGCAUCAACUAAUGCUUUCCUCAUAUGUUGUUGCACUCUUUCGUCCAUGGAAUCAAUCUUACCUAAUUUCUUUGUUACAUGCUCCCGAAACAGCAUUCCAAUUGACUUACUUUGCCAAUCUGCUGAAUCGCUUCUUCGGGAUAUCACAUAAUCUGGCAUCUUAAAUGUAGACAGGUGCGUGUACUUGGGAGUUUUUAUCCGUUCCCCCUUACUUCGAUGCCUUUCUGUCGAGGUUCAAACGUGAAAUUCAGGUAGAAAAGCAGUUAUCGAUUUCUUCCUGUGUGUAAGUUGCUUGAGCUCACAAGUUUAUAUAUAAAGAUUGUAGAAGCUCUUUCUCUCCUUUUCCUCUUUUUUUAGCAUCCAAUUCCAGACAGAUGCAUGAAUGAGAGUAGGAAUUAGUAUUUGGAUGUGGUGGAAUUACAUCAUAGCACAUGCUUCACAUGGCCAUUGUAGUAGGACUAGUCUCUCCUUUUGCAAUUAUUAUUUGUAAAUAAGAGAUUUCUAUGGUGCUCCACA
Messenger RNA from Pyrus x bretschneideri (Chinese white pear), 1876 nucleotides. RefSeq lists its product as uncharacterized. Lineage: Eukaryota; Viridiplantae; Streptophyta; Magnoliopsida; Rosales; Rosaceae. The coding region runs from base 206 to 1357 and encodes 383 amino acids. The record is from RefSeq and is a predicted model, not a curated record. The transcript has 7 exons.